This is a messenger RNA of Marchantia polymorpha subsp. ruderalis, 2292 nucleotides long. The record is from the annotation of a GenBank genome assembly. NCBI's taxonomy places the organism in Eukaryota, Viridiplantae, Streptophyta, Marchantiopsida, Marchantiales, Marchantiaceae.
GGCGGGGGCGGGGCGGCCCGAGGCGCAGGUGCGCAGGGGCAAUUGGACCCCGGGCGAAGACCAAGGCCGAAACCCGGAGGGAGGCGCCGGGCGUGGGGCUCAAGUUCGGUCCCCAGGGCCGGCAAGCGUCAGAUGAGUCCGCUGAUCGCCGGCGCCAACGGCUGUGUCCAAAGGAGUGGAUCCGGACGAACGGGUGCAGCGCCUCUUUAGCCUCGCCCCCUUCACCCCCCACGACCUCGCCCUCCACGACCUUAGCUCCCUCGCACCACCCAGCGCCAGCCCAUUGCGUCUCCCUGCCCCCGAGCGAAGCACCGAGAGCGUACGAGAGCGAACGAGCAAGAGCGAGAGCCGAGAGCGAGGCGGAGUGCGGAGUGCGAUUUCGAGGGUCGUCGUCGACAGUCGUCAUCGUCGCGAGGUCGGCGCUUUUCCUCGAGAAAACUGCAUGGGCCGAAUACAAGAGCAGAGCGAGACGAGGAUGAGAGGGCAGCAGCAGCAGCAAGGGCAGCGGGCUUCGGCGGCCGACGCCCCGACCUCGCCUCUCGUGAUCAAGUCGAAGCGCAAACUGAACGAGGGCGACAAGUCGAUGAAAUCGCCCGGCCUCAUCGACAAUACUCCCGGCCGCGACAGGAAGAAUUGGUCGGCCGGCGAGGAGAUGGACCUGGUGAAGGUGCUGCUCGACCACCGCAAGGAGGGGCGCGUGAUUCCUCUGCAGUCCAAGACCGCCACUUACUGGACGGAAUUGAUUACCAUUCUCUACCCCGGCGAGGGCGGCGUCACGCAGCGGCGCCUCUACGACAAAGUGCGCCGUAUGCAGCACAAAUUUAAUGAGAGCAAGCACUUGCUCGAAGAGAAGAAAGCGAACUGGAGAAACCCUCACGAGCGCACGCUCUUUGAGUACUGGGAGAAGAUUUUCCUAGAUGGCAGCGAUGGCAGCGCUGCGAGAGCCAGCGACCCCAAGCAGAAGUCGGCGAACCAGCAGCAGCAUGCCCACCACCAGCAGCCGCAGCAGAAGGCCACGAACGGCAAUGCUGUGAAGGUCGUGCAAGUCUCGGACUCGUCCUCGAGCGAGGAGGACGACGAUCACGACGAGGAAAUGAUCCCGCCUGCAGCGAAUGCCAUCCGCAAGCCCGGCCCUACGGCUCCUGCUCCCGGCGCCGCUGCUGCUCCACCCGCCGCCCCCAUGGAGCAGACCUCCGAGAGCGAGGGCGACGAGGAGGAGGAGGAGGAGGAGGAGGAGGACGACGAUGAAGGCUCCCCGGAGAAGAAGCGCGCUGUGCCGUCGUCGAACCCCGGCUCGCGGGUGGAGGCGAUUGGCGUCUCGGCCGAGGAACUGCGCAAGACGUCGUCCCCCGGCAAAGAUGGCAGCAAGCCCAAAGCGGCGGGGAAGCUGAUCUCGAAGCUGUCGGGAGGCAUGGCGAGAAAGGAGGCGGGCAAGACCCCCGUGCCGAAUGGGGAGAAAGGGCGGGCCAGAACGGAGGACGAGGCCGUCGAGGCGCUCAAGGCCGAGCUCUUCCAGUACGUGCAAGACCUGCGCAACGAUUGCAUGCAGCAACUGGACGAGGUGCGGAAUCAGCUGAUCAGCCCGGCGAGGAUGAAGCUCGCGCGGCGGCGACAGGAGCUCAUCCUCGAAGAGCUUUCUCUGCAGGAGAAGGAGCUCGAGAUCAGCCGGCGCUACUGCCGCCUGCAGAAGGAGGCCCUGAAGCUCCAGACUUCUGCCUAGGUAGGAUGUUCGUCUGUGCAUAGCAGUGUAGAUUUAGUUUUAGGAUUCAUCCCCAUCAUCAUGUAAAGCAUCUCCGACACUUUUCGUCGAUAGUCGACGACGGGUAGGGUAGAUCGGCCCAUCGGUGGCGGGAGGGGGGCCCUUGUAGAGAUCGAUCGCUGUCAAUGUUGCAGAUCUCCCAACGAUUGUCGCAGCAGCAGGAGCUUUGCCUCCACGAUUGCAAUGAUGACGGCUGGGCCCCCUACCUCCGAUGCGAGUCGAGGUCACGGGCUGCCGCACGCAAGCACCGCGUGCGUGCUUAGCACGAAUGGAACACUCUGCACUCUCUCUCUCUCUCCCUCUCUCUGUGUCCAUUCGGAUCGAUGUCACCGAGCUCUGUGAUCUGUACAGUACGUGGAAAGCGUAGUCAAAAUUCUCCAUCGGACGAACCGUCCCGAUGUAGAGGCAAUCUUGCACCUCUAGUCGGUCUUCCAUUCUGGUUUCUUGAUCGUUUCUGGUGUGUCGAACCGGAGCGAAGCUUUAUGGCCUGCAAUGUAAGAUUUAUGAAUCCUUUGAAUGAAGAAAUAUUCUGA